UUCCACAUCUCACUUUCUCAGUGUAGUCUUCCAAGCAGCAUGUAGUAGCCGUCCCAGGCAUCCAUUGGCGUGGUCACACAGUGUUAUGUAGACCUACAACCAUGAGUAAUAUACCGAUAUUGUUUAUUUUCUCUUUAAUUUUAAUUUCAACAAACGCACUACCAAUCGGACUUAAAAAUGAGGAACUUCCAAAAAUAGUAGUAGCAGAUAUCAGUGAAAAUGUGACCAACGAUGAAAGGACAGAAAACGACACAGUGAGUGAUAUUAAAGUUAGUGACCGGGCUCUGGCAAGAGCAUCUGUAAGACCUGGGAUGGUAGUUCAAAGUUAUGCUGUUCAAUUGGAACCAAACGAAGCGAACGGAGUAUUCAGUGGUUCAGUGGUUAUUGUUGUGAAUAUCAUUGACGCGGCGACAAGAGAAGAUGACAUCUUAUUCCAUAUUAGUGACUUGGACGUCACUUCUGUGGUUUUCGCAGUUGGCGGAGGAACAAACUUUAUGGAAGCGAACUUCUUUGAGGAUGAUGGGCUUCUGGUAAUACAGACAGGAGUGAUGGCAACGCUGUAUUCAUUUGUGAUAGAAUUUAAUGGGAACCUGGACCCAGGUUUCGGAUUAUAUUCUGGUUCUUACGCUGGUGCAAACAACUACUUGGCUAUGAACUUGCACCCGACCUAUGCAAGACGUGUGUUCCCGUGUAUCGACGAGCUGACUGAAGCAUCCACCAUAUCAUUCGCUAUCAAUGGUGUUGACUAUCCGGUCAUACUUUCCAACUCUUUGCCUGAAGAAAAUAAUCCGAAUCAGUUCCGUCCUCUGCAAGGGCCACCCCACCUUUGGGGUAUGAUUGCUCACAACUACAAUCCAAUCAACACCCCGAUCGCUGGAGUCUCCUUGAUAGCAAGACCUGGCGUGACUAGCCAGGACCGAGCGUCUGUAGCUAUCAACUCCUUCAUGACCUGGCUAAAUGAGUGGACUCAGAAGAAUUACUUCGAAAUUGUCGUUAAUCAAGCCGCAACAAUGAAUGUGAUAGCCAUUCCCGAUGUUGCGAAUAGUUGGUACUCACUCUCCAUUGUUGGUAUCUGGGAACCCUACGUCUUAAUGCCUAUAACUCACUCGGUAAUGCAACGGAAGAUUGGGUUGGUGGCCAUCGCGGAGGCAAUGUCGCGACAGUGGUUCGGCUACGUGCUGUAUCCAGAGAACUGGAUCCACAACUGGGUUCUCACUGGUAUAGGCACUUAUGCUGCAUACGAAGCCGUUAAAGAUCUUGAAACUAACCCGAAUGGAGAGGAUGACACUCUUUUGGACGUCGACACCAUGUUUGUGGCUGAUGUGAUACAAGAGAGCUUGCUUCGUGAUAGCUACACCACCACCGCUUUGGUUCUUCAACCUGACGAAUUUAUAAUAGAAGAAGAUGAUGUCAGACAAAAAAUAUAUGGUCUUAUCGAGUACAAAGCUCCAGCGAUUAUGUCUAUGCUAAGACUUGUGCUUAGUAAUGCCGACACAGAUUUCAUACAAGUCGCCGCAAGAGGACUCUUCAUCAGCAGAUCGCUUCAAACUGUGAACACUUUGAACUUCAUAGACGCUAUAAACAGUCAGUGGGCGUCGCACCCAGACCGAAUCAUAGGAGACGUAGAAGAGUUCCUUGAGCCAUACAUCACCUCCCCAGGCUAUCCAGUCGUCCGAGUUCACAUCACACAAGGAGGAUUGACUUUAAACCAGCAACAUUUCCAAUUUAAUACACCAGCAGUACCUCAAACAUUCCAAAUUCCGCUGACGUUUACGAGGAGUAUUGAUAGGAAUUUUGACAAUGUUCAUCCAUUUAUGAUUCUGGAUGUGGCCACGUUUUCUCACAAUAUCGAAAUUGGUGGUGAAGAAGAUUGGGUGAUUUACAAUAUCCAAGGACGAGGAUACUACCGCGUUUGGUAUGAUAAUGAUCUUAUGGAAAGAUUACAAAUGGCUCUUGAAGACCCUGAGCGUAGAGAAGAAAUACAUCCUUUGAACAGAGCCACUUUGAUCGAUGACUCACUCAAUUUAGCAAGAGGUGGCUUACUUGGAUACGAUCUAGCACUGCAACUGGUCUUAACGAUGGAGCAUGAAACAAACUAUGCGGUAUGGAGAGCCUUCAUCAGGAAUAUGGAGUUCAUCCAGAAACGAUUAUUGGCAAUGGUGGCUGAUGAUGAAGACUUGGACCCGGACAUAUACUUGAGAAUGGUGCGUCGAACCAUUGGAGCUAUAGAGAACGAGCUCGGCUUCCAACCAGACUCGACGCUGACUGAGCCAGCCAUGGACUCUUUGACGCGUGGCAUAGUAAUGGACCACGCCUGCCGCGCCGGCUAUGACCCAUGCAUAGCUGCAGCUGUUGACUGGUUCUAUGACCCGAAUGCUGCCGAGCCUACUGUAAAUCCGAAUAUUCCUCACGAUAUUCGGCCCGCGGUAUUCUGCACAAUGGUGAAGGAAGGCGGUAAUGAAGUCAUAGACGCUCUCAGGGCCCGUCUUGAGAUCGAGACCACGAUGUACGAGCGAUUGGUCAUCCUGGAGUCUUUUGGUUGUUCCCAGGACGGAGGCUUUAUUAACGGGCUGCUCGCUGAGACAGUGGCAGCAAACAGUCCGUACAGCGUGGAGGAAAGAGUCAGGAUAUUCAAGGCGGUCGUCACCUCAAGCCAAGAUAAUGCUUUCAACGCAUUACAGUUCAUAAUACAGAAUACUGGUGCAAUAAGGCAGAGAUAUGGUGGGGAGAAAAAACUGGAAGAAGUCAUUUUCGUUCUAGCGGAAAACAUGGUGGAUCCAGGUCUAGCUACUGACUACCAAACAUGGGUGUUCGGCCAGCUCAACAGUCUUGGCUCGUCUGAAGCAGUAGCACAGAGGUUCAACCAGUUGGUGCAAGAGAACCUGCAGUGGGAUAACAGGUACAGAGACUUCGUCUACGAGUGGAUAGAUGAGAAUGACGCCACUACCGCAGCUCUAUCCAUGUUGUUAGUAUGUAUAACGGUUGUAUUGACGUUGUUCAAUCACUAGCUACAAUACACUUAGCCUAGGCGCAGACCAUCGAUUUUUCGUCGGCUGAUAGUUUAGUCGGGCAGUUGAUCUGUAUGGGCAUUGGGCAUGUAUGGAAAUGUGCAGUUUCGGCCCAACUAUCGGCCAAAUAAAAAUCGUUGGUCUGCGCUUAGGCUACUUGUAAUAUUAUGUACUAGGCGAGUUAAUUUAAAGAACAACGAUGCCGUAGAGUCGUUGGGUUAACGUAUUUAUUAGUAAUUAGAAAAUAUUUUUAAGAGUUUAUAGUAAUAGUAUUCUCUUUGAGAUUUAUGUUUAUUUUUAUAAUCAUGCGUAUAUUAAUAUAGUAGGUUUUACACCUUAUGUACAUGGGUUAUUAAUUAAUUUUACUAAAAAAAUAAUCUUAUAGAGUUUAAUGUAUUUAGGUAUUUUAAAACGGUUGUGGGUUUAUACAAGUAAGUAUAGUUAUACUAAGUGAGAUUGAAACCUAAUACUAUC
Molecule: messenger RNA, 3482 nt
Organism: Ostrinia furnacalis (Asian corn borer)
Lineage: Eukaryota; Metazoa; Arthropoda; Insecta; Lepidoptera; Crambidae
Product: membrane alanyl aminopeptidase
Exons: 14
Coding region: 102-3008 (968 amino acids)
Biological process (GO): peptide catabolic process; proteolysis
Cellular component (GO): membrane; cytoplasm
Molecular function (GO): zinc ion binding; metalloaminopeptidase activity; peptide binding
Source: RefSeq, a predicted model, not a curated record